Thecamonas trahens ATCC 50062 is the source of this 861-nucleotide messenger RNA. RefSeq names its product RING finger protein 32. The coding region runs from base 1 to 861 and encodes 286 amino acids. The record is from RefSeq and is a predicted model, not a curated record. The transcript is spliced from 2 exons. Lineage: Eukaryota; Apusomonadida; Apusomonadidae.
AUGCCGCCGCGCGAGCUCCGGCUGAGCCUGGCCCAGCAACUGGGUCUCGUGGCUAUCCCUGAAGGAACACACGCUGGUCGCGCGCCUGAGGCAAGCGAGUGGGACGCCGCUCGCGCUGCCUGGCGUGAGCGCGGCUCGGAUGCCUGCGCCAUCUGCCUCGAGCCGUUUGCCAUCUCAGCCCAGGUCCUGCUCUCGUGUUCGCAUGCCUUUCACGAGACUUGCCUCGCUGCUUUUGAGGCCCAUGCUGCCGCCCAAGCGGCUGCUCCCGAGGCUCCCGUCGUCGCCCCGCCGCUCGCCUGCCCGCUCUGUCGCAAGACCGAGUACCACAAGAUGCGUGUGACCGACGCCGGCCGCGCAUACAUCACCGCCAUGGUCGUUCGCAUACAGGCCUGGUGGCGGAGCGUGAGCCAGGCCCGCAAGUACAAGGCCCUCCGCCUCGCCGCGCCGCCGCCAGCUCAUCCCACACGCCGCCGUGCCUGGCUUGUCGACAAACUUGCCGCCACGUCGGACGCCAUGCUCGCUGCCGUCGAGGCCACCCAUUCCGAGGCCGACGAGCUCUGUGCCCUCAUCGACGCCCAGCUUGCGGCCGCCCGCUCGCCUCACGAUCCAAAACCCCCACCCCUGCCGCCAUCGCUCUCCGGGACCGAGUGGCAAGCUGUCUACCUCCGCGCGCUCGAUCGCGGUUGCGACGAGUGCACCAUCUGCCUCGGCUCGCUCGCCGACCCGCAGCGGCCGCCGACCCUGUUGUCGUGCUCGCACGUCUUCCACGCCGCGUGCAUCGCCUCGUUUGAAGCAUUUACUCUCGAGGCGACGCCGACGUGUCCCAUCUGCCGCGCCCCGUUCGCCAAGCACGCCGUGUAG